Messenger RNA from Pleurotus ostreatus (oyster mushroom), 465 nucleotides. RefSeq lists its product as uncharacterized. The record is from RefSeq and is a predicted model, not a curated record. The transcript is spliced from 3 exons. Bases 1 to 465 code for a protein of 154 amino acids. Gene Ontology annotation, biological process: mitochondrial respiratory chain complex I assembly. NCBI's taxonomy places the organism in Eukaryota, Fungi, Basidiomycota, Agaricomycetes, Agaricales, Pleurotaceae.
AUGUCGACAGCGACGCCAGAGCAGUCUGUCUUCGUUCCCAAGACGCCUAUCAAACAUGCGGCCACGAUUGGUCUUCAAGCUGGCGCCGUCGGCGUCUUCGUCAGCGCCAUUCAAAAUGCUCUAGACAAACAUUCGCGAGGUGCAUCGGGAUUCUUGACUAGAACGGGGGGGACCAUUGGUUUCUUCGCGGCGAUGGGAGCUACAUUCGCUUUCACCGAGGCUGCUGUGGCCAACCAGCGUCAGCGAGACGAUCCUAUCAACGGUGCGGCUGGGGCUUGUGCGGCUGGGUUCCUUGCAGGCCUACGUGCCCGUUCAUUACCACUGGCAGUUGGGUCAUGCGCCAUAAUGGGUGCUGCAAUGGGUACAUUCGACUACGCCGGCUCGUUGACAGGAGACCAGAGUAUAUCAAACGAGGAGAGAAGAAAACGCUUCUUCAAACAGCCGCCACAGACUCUUGCCGACUAG